Molecule: messenger RNA, 1183 nt
Organism: Electrophorus electricus (electric eel)
Lineage: Eukaryota; Metazoa; Chordata; Actinopteri; Gymnotiformes; Gymnotidae
Gene: mmadhca
Product: metabolism of cobalamin associated Da
Biological process (GO): cobalamin metabolic process
Cellular component (GO): mitochondrion
Source: RefSeq, a predicted model, not a curated record
GUUUGACUUGGGCAAGGUGGGCUGUUGAUUAACAAAAACAAGGUUAGCUGACUUGCUAACUAGGAAAGAACAUUUGUUUUCUAUUAUAAUAUAAUCUAACUUUACACAGACACACAUAUAAUAUUGGACAUAAUUACAGUGCGCAGCUAAGGGUAGGAUUACAGGGGGCCACGGCUGCCAGCAUGGCGAGUGCGCUCUGCAGGAGGGCCAGGCAGUUGUCUGUGGGCCAGGCCGUAGCCCAGAGGAUUGUAUCAGCAUUCAGACUUUCCUCCACGGCUGGAUCUUCUGGAUCGGAUGAGCCUUAUGUAGCGAUUUCAUCUCACGAUUCAGUAGAUUCUAGAACUGUGUGGCCUGAUGAGACCAUGGGCCCUUUUGGUCCUCAGGACAAGCGUUUCCAGUUGCCGGGCAACGUGGGGUUUGAUUGUCACCUGGGUGGCACAGGCGACCAGUGGGUGUCGCUGGCACACCGGGUAGUUCCUGACAUUCUCUCUACCCCUUCCAGCAGCGAAAGACAUGAGUUUGUGCUCACGCAGUUCGUUAGUGAAUACCAGAGUAAAGAAGUGUCCGUAUGGACCCAGAGCGUCUGUAAAGCAGAGACAUAUUUUGCCCAAUGUGAUGUAGAGUGCUCAAUGCAUUCCUGCCCAGAGCUACUAAAGCAAGAGUUAGAGUCGUUUUUCCCAGCACUUCCUACCAAUGCCAUUACUGUUGUCACAGUAACCCAGAAAAAAACAGCAACACACACAGAACAACUGGACAGAGAACAGCUGCUAGAUAAAUUUGUUAGUGGUGCUAAGGAGAUGUGCUUUAUGCUGUGGAGGGGCGGUUACUGGGCCGACUUCAUAGACCCAUCAUCCGGCAAAGCUUUUUUUGGCGCACCGUUACAUGAGUCUAUUCUGCAGCCAGAGCAUUCUCACCCAUCUGGGUUCCACAUUGAGGACCUAGCUUCCUGUAGAGUCAUCCGUCAUGUGCUGAAGGACACGCCCGUUUUCGUGGGGACGCUGCUCACCAAUGCCCCUUCCACCAGCAUCGUUAUGGAGAGGCUCACAGGACAGUCUGCUGACCCCGAGGAGGUAGACUGAGACGGCAUGGGUCAUAUACAAGCGCAUGCCACCACUAAAGUAAUUUAUUACUUGAGUCAGAAGGGGGGUUGGGUUUGAAUAAAAAUUGGCCGUUACUCAUGUGA